Messenger RNA from Rhagoletis zephyria (snowberry fruit fly), 2770 nucleotides. RefSeq names its product cortactin (gene Cortactin). The record is from RefSeq and is a predicted model, not a curated record. Gene Ontology annotation, molecular function: actin filament binding. Lineage: Eukaryota; Metazoa; Arthropoda; Insecta; Diptera; Tephritidae. Gene Ontology annotation, cellular component: actin filament; site of polarized growth; cortical actin cytoskeleton. Gene Ontology annotation, biological process: cell migration; regulation of actin filament polymerization.
GAGUGAUCUAUGGUAACUAAGUUUCAAAGGAAGAAGAAGCAUUUGCUACAUUUACAAAACUGAUUCAUUCUGAUAGGAAAAUAUUUUUAUAUACAAUAGAAAUCGAUACGUAAUUGCAGUUAAAAUCGUUUAAAGCAUACGGGAAAAGCUUGGAAAAAAGGAAAACAAAUUCCCUGAUAGACGAUUACCGCAGUGACUAAUCCAUUGCCCACUUCUCUUACACUCGAAAUAUUAGAAAAUGUGGAAAGCCACAGCAGGUCUGCAACUUCAGAAUACUCAACCGGAAGAAGAUGACGAUUGGGAAACAGAUCCAGAUUUUGUAAACGAUGUCAGUGAACAAGAGCAGCGAUGGGGAUCGAAAACGGUUGAGGGAAGCGGACGAACAGCCGGCGCCAUUGAUAUGGAUAAAUUGCGUUAUGAAACUGAAAAAGCUGAUAAAGACAAGAAGAAAAAAGAUAUAGAGGAGCAAAAUCCCGGAUAUGGCUAUGGUGGAAAAUUCGGAGUUCAAACAGAUCGAAUGGAUAAGUCAGCGGUCGGACACGAUUAUCGUGCAACUGUGGAAAAACACGCGUCACAAAAAGACUAUAGCGAAGGAUUUGGCGGAAAGUUUGGCGUGCAGAAAGAUCGCGUGGACAAGUCAGCAGCGGGGUGGGAUCAUAUCGAAAAAGUAGAAAAACAUGCCUCACAGAAAGACUAUGCGACCGGUUUCGGAGGAAAAUUUGGUGUACAAUCCGAUAGAGUAGACAAAUCGGCUGUGGGCUGGGAUCAUGUUGAAAAGGUUGAAAAGCACGAGUCACAGAAAGAUUACUCAAAAGGCUUCGGCGGCAAAUUUGGCAUACAAGAGGAUCGCAAGGACAAAUCAGCCAUGGGCUGGGAUCAUAAAGAGGAACCACAAAAGCAUGAAAGUCAAAUAGAUCACAAAGUUGGUUUCGGAGGUAAAUUUGGCAUACAAAAGGAUCGUAUGGAUAAAUCUGCUGCUGGUUUCAAUGAUAACGAAAAACAUCAGAUUGGAACAACAUACACUAAAGUGAAACCGAAUAUCGAAGGAGCUAAGCCAUCAAACUUACGUGCUAAAUUUGAAAACUUCGCCAAAAAUUCUGAAGAAGAAACACGGAAGAGAGCUGAGGAACAAAAGCGAUUGCGCGGUGAAAAAGACCGCCGUGAUCGUGAGGAGGCAGCUAAGCGAACUGUAAUUGAAAAUACGCCACUUCCAGCAGCUGAAGAAGCACGAGCACCUCCGCCAAAGGGCAGUCGAUCCUCGAUUUCGACGGGUCGGGAAGGCGGAAUCAGCAAUGCAAUUAGUGCAUUCAAUCAAAUGCAAUCUCCCACUACAGAAAGCGCUCCAGCUGUACGCAAAGAACCCAUAACCAUUCCAAAAGCUAAACCGAUUCAAGAAUCAAAGCAUGUGGAAGAGAAACAAGAAAUUCAACCGAACUUUAAUAGUACGCAGAAAAAUGUCACCACGACAGCACCCCCACCCGAUGUUAUACCAUCAAUUGAAAUACAUAGUGCAAUAACACCACCACAAUUAUCGUCACCAGAAGUACCACCUCAAGAGCCAGUUUAUGGCAAUAGAGAGAACGUCGAGCAGAACCAACAGCAACAAAAUCCGCAAAUAGAAGAGCAAGGGGCAGCAAAAGCAAAGAAAGAAGUAGAAUACGCAACGACAAUUGACAAUAAUGCCGCUACUACCACAGCAGCUCCGGAUCUAACUAAUGAAGAAGCAAUUUAUGCCAAUUCCGAUAAUUUGGCUGACUACAUCGAAGACACGGGUAUUCAUGCAAUCGCAUUGUAUGAUUACCAAGCCGCUGACGACGAUGAAAUAUCCUUUGAUCCGGAUGACACUAUUACCCAUAUUGAAAUGAUCGACGAAGGCUGGUGGCGCGGUUUGUGCAAGAACCGAUAUGGCCUCUUCCCAGCUAAUUAUGUGCAAUUGGUGAAUCAACAAGCAUGAAAACGUUUAUUUGGUUUCUAAAAAAAAUAUCUUUAAAACGGAAAACUGAUGUGCUUCAUUCAGCUCAAGUAGUCUGUAUGAAUUGUUGGAUCUUUUUUAAAAUAGGUUUAACUUCUACUAAAACAAUUAAUGCUUCCUCCAAGAGUAAAAACUUAAAUCAAAAACUAAUAACGAAACACUACAGAUUUAAGCACAUUUUAGUGUCGUUAAUGUUAUAAAUACUGAUUUUUCAUGUUUCGUGUAUCAUCCCUAAUCAGUAUUUACCUCAACUGCAUAAAUGCAACGAAUUGUUUUUACAUUAGUGUUCUACACAAAUUAUUGGUUCCACAUCGAGUUCUCAAAGUAAAAUUAUUUGCAUUUUGAGCAACAUUCAUUUUAUUUUUUACAAAAAAAAAAUUGUAAAUUAAGUUUAAAAUUUGUAUGUUUGUAUUAACAUACCUACAUACAUGCAAUAAAGAAGAGUGGAAUUCUGACCGCGAACUUUUUUUUGCCGAAUUCCAUUUGCAAAAACAGUUGUGACGAACAUGUUAAACAAGCUAAAAACAUUGCCAGUAAGCACAAUUUUGAAGCGAAAUAUAAAAUAUUAAAAAUAAAAUGUUAUUGCUGCAAAUAAAUAGAUUUGGCAGAUGCGUUUGUAAUUCAUUAAACUAAAAAGUUUGAAAUCGUUUUGAAAAUAUUGUAUUGUGGAUUUUACAUUUUUAAUAUGUAUGUAUGCAUGUGAAUGUUUCUUGUUAACGACUUAAAUGUUACAAGUAGUAUCUUUGUAUAAAAUAUUAAAAUAAAUAACUCACAAACUGGGCGAGAUUUUUGACUGUU